CGCCGGCGGUGGCGGCGCAGGCUGAGGAGAUGCGGCUCUCAGCGCCCGAGCGGGGCUAGAGGCGGCCGCCGCCGGUUCAUCUUUGGAAAGCCAGGCGAAGACCUCUGCUCUCUGUUUGGAUUACUUGAUUUACGAGACGCUGUCAGCGAGACUUGGAGUAUUCACGGCUGUGACCCUCCCCUCCCUGUUUCUGUACUUGUAUGUGUUGGUGGAAGUUUGAAGCUCUUUGGAGCUCUUGUUUACGUGGAAAAUUUGAGCCAUUUUGAAUCCAUUAAAGGUGCAGACGCUGCUAGCAAUGAGCUCCCAAAGCCAUCCAGAUGGACUUUCUGGCCGAGACCAGCCCGUGGAGCUGCUGAACCCUGCCCGCGUGAACCACAUGCCCAGUGCGGUGGACGUGGCCUCGGCACUGCCUCUGCAAGUGGCCCCCACGGCAGUGCCCAUGGACCUGCGCCUGGAUCACCAGUUUCCCCUGCCUGUGGCGGAGCCGGCGCUGCGGGAGCAGCAGCUGCAGCAGGAGCUCCUGGCACUGAAGCAGAAGCAGCAGAUCCAGCGGCAGAUCCUCAUUGCCGAGUUCCAGCGGCAGCACGAGCAGCUGUCCCGGCAGCACGAGGCCCAGCUGCACGAGCACAUGAAGCAGCAGCAGGAGAUGCUGGCCCUGAAGCACCAGCAGGAGCUCCUGGAGCACCAGCGCAAGCUGGAGAGGCAUCGCCAGGAGCAGGAGCUGGAGAAGCAGCACCGCGAGCAGAAGCUGCAGCAGCUCAAGAACAAGGAGAAGGGGAAAGAGAGUGCCGUGGCCAGCACCGAGGUCAAAAUGAAGCUGCAGGAGUUCGUGCUCAAUAAGAAGAAGGCGCUGGCCCACCGGAGCCUGAACCAGUGCAUUUCCAGUGACCCCCGCUACUGGUACGGGAAAACGCAGCACAGUUCUCUUGACCAGAGUUCUCCGCCCCAGAGCGGGGUGUCGGCCUCCUACAACCACCCGGUCCUAGGAAUGUAUGACGCCAAAGAUGACUUCCCUCUUAGGAAGACAGCUUCUGAACCCAACCUGAAAUUGAGGUCCAGGCUUAAGCAGAAAGUGGCUGAGAGACGGAGCAGCCCUCUCCUGCGCAGGAAAGAUGGGCCUGUGGUCACUGCUCUAAAAAAGCGUCCCUUGGAUGUCACAGACUCUGCGUGCAGCAGUGCCCCGGGGUCUGGGCCCAGCUCACCCAACAGCAGUUCCGGCAACGUCAGCACUGAGAAUGGCAUCGUGCCUGCUGUGCCCAGCGUCCCAGCCGAGACCAGCUUGGCGCACAGACUUGUGGCUCGAGAAGGCUCGGUUGCCCCACUCCCCCUCUAUACGUCGCCAUCUUUGCCCAACAUCACCUUGGGACUUCCUGCCACCGGCCCUGCUGCUGGUGCAGCGGGCCAGCAGGAGGCUGAGCGACUGGCUCUUCCUGCCCUCCAGCAGCGGAUCCCCCUCUUCCCUGGCACCCACCUCACCCCCUACCUGAGCGCCUCUCCUCUGGAGCGGGAUGGUGGGGCGGCUCACAACCCUCUUCUGCAGCACAUGGUCCUGCUGGAGCAGCCGUCUGCACAAACGUCCCUCGUCACAGGCCUGGGAACGCUGCCCCUCCACUCACAGCCCCUGGUUGGUACGGACCGGGUGUCCCCAUCCAUCCACAAGCUGCGGCAGCACCGCCCUUUGGGGCGCACACAGUCGGCACCACUGCCGCAGAACGCACAGGCGCUGCAGCACCUGGUGAUCCAGCAGCAGCACCAGCAGUUCCUGGAGAAGCACAAGCAGCAGUUCCAGCAGCAGCAGCUGCACAUGAGCAAGAUCAUCCCCAAGCCCAGCGAGCCGCCACGGCAGCCAGAGAGCCACCCCGAGGAGACAGAGGAGGAGCUCCGGGAGCACCAGGCCCUGCUGGAUGAGCCCUAUCUGGACCGGCUCCCAGGGCAGAAGGAGGCGCACACACUGGCCGGUGUGCAGGUGAAGCAGGAGCCCAUCGAGAGCGACGAGGAAGAGGCGGACCCCACUCGGGAGGCGGAGCCAGGCCAGCGCCCACCCACUGAGCAGGAGCUGCUCUUCAGACAGCAAGCCCUCCUGCUGGAGCAGCAGCGCAUCCACCAACUGAGGAGCUACCAGGCGUCCAUGGAGGCUGCCGGCGUCCCAGUGUCAUUCAGCGGCCACAGGCCUCUGUCCCGAGCACAGUCCUCCCCAGCGUCCGCCACCUUCCCUGUGUCUGUCCAGGAGCCCCCCACCAAGCCAAGGUUCACCACAGGCCUCGUGUACGACACCCUGAUGCUGAAACACCAGUGUGCCUGUGGGAACACCAACAGCCACCCUGAGCAUGCGGGGAGGAUCCAGAGCAUCUGGUCCCGCCUGCAGGAGACAGGCCUCCGCGGCAAGUGUGAGUGCGUCCGCGGCCGGAAGGCCACUCUGGAGGAGCUGCAGACGGUGCACUCCGAGGCCCAUGCCCUCCUGUACGGUACAAACCCUCUCAACAGGCAGAAGCUGGACAGCUCGCUGACCUCCGUGUUUGUCAGGCUCCCCUGUGGCGGUGUGGGGGUGGAUAGUGACACCAUAUGGAAUGAGGUGCACUCAUCAGGGGCAGCUCGUCUGGCCGUGGGCUGCGUGGUGGAGCUGGUCUUUAAGGUGGCCACUGGAGAGCUGAAGAACGGCUUUGCUGUGGUCCGCCCCCCAGGACACCAUGCCGAGGAGAGCACACCCAUGGGCUUCUGCUACUUCAACUCCGUGGCCGUGGCGGCCAGGCUGCUGCAGCAGAGGCUGAGUGUGAGCAAGAUCCUCAUUGUGGACUGGGACGUGCACCACGGGAAUGGGACCCAGCAGGCUUUCUACAGUGACCCUAGCGUCCUCUAUGUGUCCCUGCACCGCUAUGACGAUGGGAACUUCUUCCCAGGCAGCGGGGCACCUGAUGAGGUGGGCACAGGGCCAGGCGUGGGCUUUAAUGUCAACAUGGCUUUUACGGGUGGCCUCGACCCCCCCAUGGGAGACACAGAGUACCUGGCAGCCUUCAGGACUGUGGUCAUGCCGAUUGCAAGCGAGUUCGCCCCAGACAUGGUGCUGGUCUCAUCGGGCUUCGACGCUGUGGAGGGCCACCCCACGCCUCUCGGAGGGUACACGCUCUCUGCCAAGUGUUUCGGGUACCUGACGAAGCAGCUAAUGGGCCUGGCUGGUGGCCGGGUCGUGCUGGCCCUCGAGGGAGGCCAUGACCUGACGGCCAUCUGCGACGCCUCUGAAGCCUGUGUGUCUGCCUUGCUGGGAAACGAGCUAGAGCCUCUGCCAGAAAAGGUCUUGCAGCAGAGACCCAACGCCAACGCUGUCCGCUCCAUGGAGAAGGUCAUGGAGGUCCACAGCAAGUACUGGCGCUGCCUCCAGCGCCUGUCCUCCACCGUGGGGCGCUCUCUGAUCGAGGCUCAGAAGUGCGAGAACGAAGAAGCCGAGACAGUGACCGCCAUGGCCUCGCUGUCCGUGGGCGUGAAGCCCGCCGAGAAGAGGCCGGAAGAGGAGCCCAUGGAGGAGGAGCCGCCCCUGUAGCCGCAGAGCUGCUGUGCUCUCCUUCGUCUGUCUCGUCUUGAAGCUCAGCAAGAGACUUGCCCGUGUCACUGCAUCCUCCUGCAGCGCUCUCGCAGCGCAGGGCCACAAGGCGUGCAGCGGCAGCGGGAGGCCAUCUGGGUCUGGGCGCGUGCAAGGUGACCUGCAGCGUCACUGGACUCGGGCAGCGAGGAGCGGGCCAGACACGCGCCAGCCACGUGCACCCUGGCGUGCUAGGAGCCGCCAGGGAUAAGGCUGUGGCAGCCUGGGCAGAGUGGCCGGGUUAGUUGACACACAGAGAGAAAGCGGAAAUCAAAGACCUAACAGUACACGACACACUUGAUUAAAACUGGUGCUUAAGUUUGAUUCUCACCCACAAUCCCACAGUCUCCGUGUAGACACUCGGCUCAUCUUGUAGCUUUUUUUUAAGAGUAAGUUUUCUAUGGCUCUGGCCCACCUCACGGCCCGGUGGUGCACCACGGGGGCCGCAGGUGCCAGACAGAGUUGGACAAAUCUUUCAAGAAAAUAACUGGACAAAACAGAACCGUGAGCCUGGGCAUCGGCUUGAGCUUCUCAAAGCCAUCGGAAGAUGCGAGUUUGUGCCUUUUUUUUUAUUGUUCUGAUGGAUUUUUGUGGCUGGGUUUUCUGAGUCUGAGGAACAAUGCCUUAAGAAAAACAAACAGCAGGAGUUGGUGGGACCGUUUCCUGUGGGGUACAGCCUGGUGCUGGCCUGACGCUGUGAGGGCAGGUGGCACAUGCCGCCGAGGGCCGAGGGCCGUGGUCUGGCGGCCUUGUUUGGCUUUAUUGCUGUUUAAGGAAUCUGGAGGUAGUUCCAAAAAAGCGGCAAACACUGUUGGGGUUUUGAAGUCCAACAAAUUUUCAAUGAAUCCAAAGUGUUCUUUUUCUCAUACGUCAUGUAGCAAUUGAGCAUCUCCAUUCGGUUGUGAAGCAUGUCCUGGGCACACCUGCAGUGUCACGAUCGGAAUGCUUUUACUAAAAGCAGGUAGCAUGAAGUAUUGCUUAAAUUUUAGGUAUAAAUAAAUAUAUGCGUGUAUAAUAUAUAUUCCAAUGUACUCCAAGCUAAGAAACUUGAUUCUUAUGAGAUCUUGAUAAAAUAUUUAUAAUGCAUUUAUAGAAAAAGUAUAUAUAUAUAUAKAGAGAGAGAGAUAUAUAAAAUAAAUGCAGAUGGUGACAGUCCCUGGUGAAUGGAGGACCUGUGGCUGAGCUCCGAGGUGCUUAGGGGACGGUCUGGAUGAACCUCAUUUGGAGCCCCAGCUGGCCGGCUUUCGGGUCAGAUCACAGCUCACUCGUCCCUGGGCCUUUCCUGCCAGCGUGUACUUUAAUUUUAAUUAUUUUCUAACAGAGCCCCUCCCUCUUCAAGCCUCCAUGCACAUAUGUACCUAAUGAGUUUUUAUAGCAAAGAAUAUAAAUUUGCUGUUGAUUUUUUGUAUGAAUUUUUCACAAAAAGACCCUGGAUAAACAUUCUUUUGUGAAUUUUACAUUUUUCCUUACCAUUUAGUAGUUUUCCAAAUGGUGAUAAUGUCUAAAUAUUUUUUCUUUCUAAGUUCUUGCUUGUACUUUUCUUGACUUGGAGGUUUUUAUUGUGUGUUCUGUACCGUGGGCAGAGUCUGCGGCCACCAGCUGGCUGGCAGGAGGGGCUGAGGGCGGCACCCCGCGCCAGCUCUCCCCGGUUCUGCCCAGUUCUGCCCAGCAGCCAUACAGAAAGCCAGGCUCUGCCUGCAGCACUAGUAGUAUUACGGGGUGGUGCGUGCUCCCCGGGCAGGGACAGCCAGGGCAGGGCCGGGCCGGGCCGCUGCACCCGUGAAGCUGUCAGGGUGGAGCUUGGCUCCAGCUUUCCAAAGACCUUUGAGGCACAUUGGCCACUGUGGCUGGGAGCAGGCCCUGCCCCUGCAGUCCCUCUGUAGCCCUGCGGCCUGAGGGAGCCUGAGCUGGGGAACGGAGCCCUGUGCCUGCUGAGCUGUGGAGCAUUCAGGUCCCUGAAGGGCCACCAGCCUGUGUCUGUGCUCUUUUUCUGUGACAGUAACUGACAGUCACUUUUUACUGGUAACUUAUUUUCUAGCACUUGAAGCCACCAAUUUCAUUCCAAAGUGUGUCACAUUUGGACUCCUGGGAGGAAGUUCCUAUCUCAGAAGGGCUUCUGAGUGUGGUGAAGUUUACAGGGUAGACACGCAGCCAGACUGGACGGAGUGAGUGCAGAUCCUGAGACUCUGGGUCGCUUGGCUGCUGUUGGUCAGUGUGAGACAGUGCUUGGAGAGCAGGAAGCAGGGCAGAGAGGUCUUGGGACUCAUUGGCUCCCCCACUCCUUACUGGCCACUCUUUGUUCUGAAGCCCUCGGGGGCAGAAAGAGCUGGUCUGCAGGGCCCAGCGGCCCUUCUCCUUUUGUGGCACUGCAUGGUGACUGGGCCCAGCAGCCAGCCCUUCUGACCCCUGGGUCCACUCUCUGCACGCCCCAGGGGGCCCUGACAUCUGCCCUCUGCUGCCAGCGAGGCUUCUGGGGGGAUGCAGAGUCUCCCUGUCCUUGAGGUGAUGGGACAGCUGGGCUGGCUGGUGGCAGGUCAGCACUGGAGGGACUCACAGUCUCCUUCAGACGGAGUCGCCUCUGCCCAGAGCCUGGCCGUGCAGAAGCAGCACCAGGUAGCCUUUUAUUUGGAGACACACUUGGCCCCUCUCCGUGGCCAGCCCCCAGGGCAGAUGGCCGAGGGUCUGCCUGGGCCUCUGGGGCAGACCCCGGCAGGGAGGGCCCCUUUGUACAUGUUCCCUGUCUGGUCCUUGGACCUGCCGCCUUUUUCUUCCUCUGAGAGGCCUUGGGGGUCACUGGCCAGGAGCCCAUGAGAGCACUUUACAUCCCUUUAAGGGAAACCCCAAUCAGUGAGGCCACCGGAUGCCUGGGGCCACCUGCCCUUGGGGCUUCCAGCUGCGCCAUGACGUGCCCACGCCCCACCAGCAGGCCGCGCCCGCUGGGCCUGGCUGACCCCUGCAUCCCGGGGCUCUGGUACCUGAGGGCCACUUGUCAAAGUGUUUCAGUUUUUCUUUACUUUUAGAGUCUGUUUCCAGGAGGAAGGUCGUUUUGCAGUGGUUCAGCACAGAAGCGGGCCUGCAUCCUGCAGCGCAGCAGUGGACGUGUGUCCAUGCUCCGGCAGAGCCUGCCUUCCUUGCUGGUGACAGCCACGUGCUCAUUCCAUUCUUCUUUUGUAGACUUUGGGCCCGCGUGUUUUAUGGGCAUUGAUACAUAUAUAAAUAUAUAGAUAUAAAUAGAUGAAUAUAUUUUUUUAAGUUUCCUACACCUGGAAGUUGCAUGGACGGAACGCCAGCAUGUCCUACAUUGUAUACAGAUUUGCACGCCAAACUCGGCAGCUUGGGGAAGAAGAAAAAUGCCUUUUUGUUCCCCUCUCAUGACAUAGAAACCCUUCUGUAGAACAAAACAGAACCUUGCAGGAGAGGAGAGGGGAGUUUGAGUCUCGUUGAACUUAUUCUUAAAGAAAUUGUACUUUUUAUUGUAAGAAAAAUGAAAAGGACUACUUAAACAUUUGUCAUAUUAAGAAAAAAAGUUUACCUAGCACUUGUGACAUACCAAUAAUAGAGUUUAUUGUAUUUAUGUGGAAACAGUGUUUUUAGGCAAACUGCAGCUUCGGGGGAGGGGGGCUGCCCCCCCCCCCCCGCAUUUGGUUUGGAGGGAUUUUGUUCUGUUUUCUGUUGUUUCCUUUUCUUUCCUUCCACAGGCCAGGCGUGCACCGCCGCCACCGGCCAUGUGACCAUUUGUUCUGAUUGAGAACUGGGGUCUGAGGACCCCCUCUUGUGCACACGCCUGGCUGUUGUCACGGGUGGUGUGCGGCCUGAGCGGCACAGGCGCUGGGCCGGGAGGCGUUCCCCCAGCGCCGCGUGGCUGGUUGGCUCGGCCUCACCUUGACGUUGAUUAAAAGUCUCCUUCUCAAAGCAAGUGAGCAGUUCUGUUCUUUGGUGUGUGUGCUCCACGGUGCAGACACGAUUCUCCAGUUUGUGAGAAUGACAGACCUAAGUCAUAGAUCCACGCACAUCCACACGGAGGGGCCGAGCCGGUUCACCCAAGAGCCUUUCCCAGAUGUGGGUAAACAGGCGGGGCCUGCGUGGGCUCCACAGGCCACAGCCACCGCCAGCGCCUGCCACCGUUUCCUGACUGCCUGGACCUGCCCAGGCCCCUCUUGCUUGGUGGAGCAGGAGGCCUUGUUUUGGGAUUCUCAUCCUCACUCUGUUCUGUGUGGGUAAUUUUUCACGAGUGCAGUGUCCUGUAGCCCCAGUGCACCUGUCCCUCUUGUGGUGUAAAUAAAGUCUGCAUUGAU
Molecule: messenger RNA, 7869 nt
Organism: Urocitellus parryii (Arctic ground squirrel)
Lineage: Eukaryota; Metazoa; Chordata; Mammalia; Rodentia; Sciuridae
Gene: Hdac4
Product: histone deacetylase 4
Biological process (GO): negative regulation of transcription by RNA polymerase II
Molecular function (GO): histone deacetylase activity
Source: RefSeq, a predicted model, not a curated record